AUGGAACGUGAUCCAAAAUAUGAUGUCCCAUUUGAAGUUGUACAGAAGGCUAUUGAAGAAAAUUGGUCAAAAUGUAAAUACAAUGAUGUACUGAAGAAGUAUAAUGACAAUAAUAAUAAUAAGAAUAACAAUCAAAUAACAAUAAAUGGAGUUGUGAUUGACACACCGUAUGUACGUCCAAAACCUGAAGAACUUUUUCAAUUAGAAGAAACUGAAAAAAAAGCAUUUGAACAGUUAAAACAAAAAAUGGAUGAAUAUAAUUUAAAAACAGGGAAUUUUGAUCCUGCAUCUGAAGCAGAAUGGUUGGAUUAUCUUCAGAAUAAACAAAAGUCAUCUGAAAUUGUAAAAUCUCCAUCGAAUCAAUUCAGAAAAGUUCCUAUAAUCAAAAAACGUACUAUAACUAGCGCUACAACUUAUCAAAGAGAGAAUUAUCAAACAUAUUUUCCAAAUGAAACAUUGAAAACAUUCAGUGAUGGUGAUAAUGCUGCUAAUAAUGAUGAUGAUGAAAAGUAUAAGGAAUUAAAUGAAUUCUUAGAACAGUAUAAAGUAUCUGAAGAACAAUUGAAUUCAAUUUUCAAUCCAAAAGAAAUUGAAUAUGAUGAUAAAUCAACUAUAGAAAGCUUUCAUAAAAAUAAUUCAAUUAUUGAAUAUUUACAAAGAACUUCUGAUAGAUAUGCUAGUAUACAAAGGAAAUUUAGUGCUACGUAUAAAAAUGUUGAAGAAAAAAAAAAUGAUACUUCUAUCCAUCUUCAAAAUGAAAUGAAGUCACUGAUGAAUAAGAUACAAGAAGAUAAUAAUAUGAAUAUGAUUAAACAUAAACCUUUUGAAAAAGUUAAUAAUUCAACUGAGGCGGUGGAUGAUUUAAAAAUUAAAUCUACGUCGAGGAAAUCACCGUCGUCAUCAGCAUCAUCAUCUUCAAGUUCAUCAGAAGAUGAAGAAGAUAACAGUUUGUGGCUGGAACGUUUUCGAAGACAAAGAGGCAGACUAAAUAAAAUUCAGGCUGAAGAAGAUCAGAAGAGAGAUGUAAAAUCAUCUGAAAAGCGAUCAAAUGAAAAUCAGUCUACAGAAUCAGUGUAUCAAACAAAAAGUGUAGAUAAAGUCGACUCUAGUGCAUUGAGAAAUCACCUGGAGAAAUUAAAAAUGAAUGAAAUUAGAAAAAUGAAAAGAGAAGAGAUUUUCAAGAAUUAUUGA
Trichobilharzia regenti is the source of this 1191-nucleotide messenger RNA. The record is from the annotation of a GenBank genome assembly. NCBI's taxonomy places the organism in Eukaryota, Metazoa, Platyhelminthes, Trematoda, Strigeidida, Schistosomatidae.